GAUGAGAUGAUUCAUGAACAACGCGGAGGGGGAGAGAUCGUCGGUCAACCAUCUUCAACUAUAAAAUCAGUGCAGCGAAAGUGAGCUUCACAUGCAAUAAAUGCUGGUAACGAAGGGGCGAAGUGGGCAGUGAGAGGAGUGUUUUGAAACAGAACUCCUGUCGUUAGGGAACAGCCGUAGCUGUAACGAAAUGAAGAGACCAUUGAUACUGAUCGUGCUUCUUCUUUCUCUCUAUUUGCUUCCCAUCUGGGGCUUUGCUGCGAAACAACAGCAGCAGCAGCAGCCGCAACAGCUGCGGUUUGGGAAAGAUGGGGAGUUUAAGAUACUGCAGGUGGCCGAUAUGCAUUAUGGGGACGGCAAAACCACACCUUGCGAGGACGUGCUUCCCAGCGAGUUCCCCACUUGCUCUGACCUUAAUACCACAGCCUUUAUCCAGCGGAUGAUCCUCGCCGAGAAGCCCAAUUUCAUCGUUUUCACCGGGGACAACAUCUUUGGGUUUGACGCAACGGAUCCAGCCAAGUCUUUGAAUGCUGCCUUUGCACCAGCAAUCUCAUCCAAAAUCCCAUGGGCUGCUGUUUUGGGGAACCAUGAUCAGGAAUCCACCCUCUCAAGGGAAGGUGUGAUGAAACAUAUAGUUGGCUUGAAGAACACACUGUCUCAAGUCAAUCCCGUGGAAGCGCAUGUUAUUGACGGUUUUGGGAACUAUAACCUCCAAGUUGGUGGGGUUGAGGGCUCUAGUUUUGAGAACAAGUCCGUUCUCAACCUGUAUUUCCUUGACAGUGGAGAUUACUCCACGGUCUCAUCAAUCCUUGGCUAUGGUUGGAUCAAACCCUCUCAGCAACUUUGGUUUGAACGCACUUCCAAAAAGCUUCAGAGGGCAUAUAUGGACAAGCCUGAGGCUCAGAAAGGACCUGCUCCCGGGCUUGUGUACUUUCACAUCCCAUUGCCGGAAUUUGCAAGUUUCGACUCGACAAACAUCACUGGUGUGAAACAGGAAGGCAUCAGCUCUGCUUCUGUGAACUCUGGCUUCUUCACGACCAUGCUAGCUGCUGGAGAUGUGAAGGCAGUUUUCACUGGCCACGAUCAUCUCAAUGAUUUCUGUGGCCAGCUGACUGGUAUACAGCUGUGUUAUGCUGGGGGAUUUGGAUACCAUGCUUAUGGGAAGGCUGGAUGGGCAAGGAGAGCAAGGGUGGUGGUAGCAAACUUGGAGAAAACAGAAAAGGGCGUUUGGGGAGCAGUAAAGUCAAUCAAAACAUGGAAGCGCCUUGAUGAUGCGCAUCUGACUCCUAUUGACGGACACGUCCUUUGGAGCAAGACUUCUGCUGGUAGCCGUAGAAAAAAACAUAUUGGUGGCCCUUGAGUAACUGGCAUAUGAAAAACUAUAUUUAUAUAGUUCAUAGCAAACUUGGCCUUAAGGAGGAAGGCUUUGGAAAUGCUUUUAUGGGAACAAUCUCAUUUGAGGAAAGCUUUGGAAAUUGUUUUGAGGGAACAAUCUCAUUUGUUGAACGAUAAAUAUAUCUAAUGAUUUUGUCUGGCAAUGAAUUGACAAGUAUUGAAACUAUAGGAGGUGAUGUAAAGGAGCCUGGAAUAAUGAUGUUAUGAAGGAAGUUGAGUGAUUGAGGUAA
Molecule: messenger RNA, 1625 nt
Organism: Juglans microcarpa x Juglans regia
Lineage: Eukaryota; Viridiplantae; Streptophyta; Magnoliopsida; Fagales; Juglandaceae
Product: probable inactive purple acid phosphatase 29
Exons: 4
Coding region: 191-1360 (389 amino acids)
Cellular component (GO): cytoplasm
Molecular function (GO): hydrolase activity, acting on ester bonds
Source: RefSeq, a predicted model, not a curated record